AUGGCAAUGGUAAUUGUAACGAUGAAUAGUUUAUUCAGAAUGUUAAAUAAAAAUACAGUAGUAAAGUUUUACUGGGGAAUGUUUCUUGAUCCAAUUCCCCUCCAAAAAGAAAAGAAGAUGAAGCUUACUAUUCAAAAUAGAUCUAUGCAGCUAUUGGUCAUGAAUUAUUAUAUCAAAGACGCGUUGUGUAGAGCCUUUUGGGUAUCAAUAGCUAGCUUAGAUGUUCCAAAUUAUCAAGACACUACCAUCGCUAAUUUACAUCUAUAUCUCCUUAAGCUAAUAUUCUUUGAGGGCGUGGGAGAUCUUCGUCAGCCAUCCGUGUCCUUUUUUGUCGCGUCCCGAAGAAGAUACAAGGAAUAUGAGAUGUAUAUAUGUGUAGAUCUUUCCCAAGGUUUGAUUUUGUGUACCAUUCCAUCUUCGAUUGAAUAUGCACAGAAGAAUAAAUGCCAUUUUCUUGUUUUUGGUCUUAUUCGUCUUCGUAAUAUUAUUAACAAGAGAAUUUGA
Molecule: messenger RNA, 504 nt
Organism: Phycomyces blakesleeanus NRRL 1555(-)
Lineage: Eukaryota; Fungi; Mucoromycota; Mucoromycetes; Mucorales; Phycomycetaceae
Exons: 8
Coding region: 1-504 (167 amino acids)
Source: RefSeq, a predicted model, not a curated record